AUGAAACGAAACUAUCCCAGUGGAUGGGAAAAGAUGAAAAAAAAAAAGCUAAAGAACAACAACUACAACGGUUGUCGGGUUCAAUACUUAAAUUUACUAAAAGGGCACUGUCCCAGGCAAACAACGAAGGAGGGCCCUGAAUCUUUAGAAGGCCCAUGUACAAGCUAUGGCCAACGGAAUGAACAAACAAGCAAUGAAGAACAAGAAAAAAGAGAAGAAGAACAAUACAAAAGGCAAGAAGAAGAAGACAUAAUCAUUUUGAUACGUUCUGAAUUAGACGCAAACUCAGUACACGAAUCAGAAGAUUUAACAUUAAAUUAUGAUGUUGGAAACUGGCCCACUCCAAUGCUAGAUUAUCUUAGAACCGAUGUUAUAAGACAAGGCAGUGAAAUUUACCAGAACUUGGAGGGGCCAUUUGAUCCAGUUCAUAAACCAGGAGAAAAUUCAAAGGGUCAAACUAAGCAGCUAACAAAAAGCUGGUUUUACAAGAAGCUUCCAAGUGGAGAACAGAUUUUGAGGAAAUGGAUGGUCUAUUCUCAUGAAAAAAAAAUCACUGUUUUGCUUUCGUUGCAAGCCACAGGGAAGACUUUGGUAACUUCUUGGAACCGUGGUAAUUUCUUGGAACUUGUCAGUCUCCUUUCAAACUAUGACCAUGUUUUAAAGGAGCACAGCAUACGGCUUCAGCAAUUAUUGGAAUCAGGAUUGAUUACAGUUUCUUAUUUAUCGCCGUCAGUGCAAAAUGAGUUUAUAUCUCUUUUAGGCGAUGCUGUAAAACAAGAAUCAAUCUGUGAAAUCAAGAAAGCUAAAUUCUAUGGCAUAUUGCUUGACAGCACGCCAGAUAUAUUCCACACUGAACAAAUGAGUCAGGUCAUAAGGUAUGCAAAAAUUGAUAACAGGAACGUGGAAGUGAAAGAAUCAUUUCUAGGUUUUAUUCCUCUAAGUGGGAAAAAGGCAGACUCUAUAACACAGGAAAUUGUUCAAUCUCUUGAAAAGGACGGCUUGGAUUUAAAGCUUUGUCGAAGCCAAGGAUACGAUAAUGCCACGACAAUGUCUGGCAUUCAUACAGGAGUAAACCAGAAUUAA
Molecule: messenger RNA, 1083 nt
Organism: Hydra vulgaris (swiftwater hydra)
Lineage: Eukaryota; Metazoa; Cnidaria; Hydrozoa; Anthoathecata; Hydridae
Source: RefSeq, a predicted model, not a curated record